AUGCCGCCUCCAGUCAACUACCCACCGCCAUUGCUUCCAGGCUGGACAGAACAUCGCGCUCCUGACGGUGUCACUCCCUACUACUACAACUCCCAAACACGAGAAUCGACCUAUGUCCGACCGGCCGUUCCAUCUUAUCCUCCGCCUGGUCUUACCCCAACGUCAGCGCAGGCUCUCCCAACAGAGAAGAAGAAGGCAAAGAAAGAAAAGGCGAAAGAGAAGCUUCCAAUUCCCGGUACUACCUGGGUACGGGUCACUACCAAUGAGGGCAAUGUUUUCUACUUUGAAAAGGAAGCCAAGCGAUCCGAGUGGACCGUUCCCGAGGAAAUCAAAGACGCUGUCGCUGAAUUGCAUUUUCAAGAGAAAGAAAGAAGAGAAGAGGCCAAGAGGCAGGAAGCUCAGAAGCUCGAACAAGAGCGAAUUGAGAAGUUAAAAGAAUUGGAAAGGAUAAGGUCCGAAUUGGAGGACGAGAAGAGAAGAAACCGGGAACGGCUCGAAGGCGAAAGAAAAAGAAAGGUCGAGGAAGGCGCAGAUGACGCUGGCAGAGAAAAAAAGAUCAAAGUUGAAGAGGACGAUGAACACGCCGCCGGGCCGGAAGAUGAAGAGGAUGAGGAAGCUUGGAUGAAAGCUGUCGCUGAAGAAUUCGCCGAGAAGGAUGCGGCAGACAAGAAAAACAAAGAUGAUGAAGAGGAGAGGGCCAAGAAUGCAGAGGCAGAGGCAGCAAAGAAGGUCUUUGCUGUGCCCGAAAAGGUAAACGUUUCGAUCGAAGAGGGCCGGGCGCUUUUCAAAGCCCUCCUCAUCGAAAAAGACAUAUCCCCUUUCGCUCCAUGGGACCAAUCCCUCCCGCUUUUCAUCAAUGACCCCAGAUACGUCCUCCUCGCGUCAAUGAAGGACAGGCGCGAAGUGUACGAAGAGUACUGCCGCGAAGCAGGUCGGGCCAAACGUCUCAAUAAGACCACGACCGGCACAUCAGAGAAGAAUAGUUCUGAUCCCGAGAGAGACUACAAGGAGCUGCUUGAGAGGGAAGUGACUAGUACGAGAACAAGAUGGGACGACUUCAGAAAGAAAUGGAAGAAGGAGAGAAAGUUCUAUGCCUUUGGCAGAGAUGACCACCAAAGAGAAAAGGUAUUCAAGCAAUGGUUGAGAGAUUUGGGAGAGAAGAAACGCCUGGCGGCCCAAAAGGCCGAGGAAGAGUUCACGACGCUACUCAAAGAAUCAAAUGGGAUCACUAUCUCGUCCUCUUGGUCGUCCGUCAAGCGUUCUUUGUCGUCCGAUUCACGAUAUGAUGCGGUAGGCUCGUCCUCACUGAGAGAGGAGCUUUUCAACAAUUAUAUCAAAACACUCUCAUCCGACUCUGCUACUGCGGAAUCCCAAAGGGCUGGGAAUCAAUCCGCGCCAGCGGAAACCAAAGAAGAGGUUGCUGCCAGAAAAACAGCCGAACGCAAGGCCAAGGCUGAAGCUAGCUUGCGCGAUCGAGAGGCCAAGGUCCGCGAGGACAGGUUGAGGAUGGAGAAGGAGAUGAACAAGAGCAAAGUUGGGGCUGGGAGAGAAGAGGCGGAGAGGCUGUUCGGGAGCUUAUUGGUGGAUACCAUCAGAGAUCAUGAGGUCUCUUGGCAAGACGCGUCUUUUGCCUUGUCCUCUGAUCCCAGGUUCAAUCACCCGGCGCUCACCCUCGGUAAUAAGCAGCGGCUUUUCCACGAGCACAUUGCCCGGGUAGCCUCCAAACGAUCAGGCGCUCUUCAUCAGCUUUUCGAAACCCAUACCCCUGGUCUCGACACCCCAUACGAGGACGUCUAUUCCAAAAUUGUCGAUGACCCUAUCGUCAAGCGCCUCGGACUUCAAGGCGGUGCUCUGGAAGAGCGCUGGAAAGCCUGGCUCCGCACCCGCGAGACCCAAGCCCGCCGAGAAUUUGAUGAAAUGCUGGGCGAGAAUAGCUUUGUGGAGUUUUGGGGCAAGAUGAGGAAGAAGACGCUCGACGAGAAGGCAUUGGAGGUUCAAGAACAAGAUGAGUGGGAUGAAGGAGAAGGGAUGGGAGAGGGAGGUGCGGCGGACUUGACCAAGUUGGCGCGGCAGAUCGACUUGGGGGAAAUCAAGUCGGUUCUCAGAAGAGACAAAAGAUAUAGACUGUUUGAUCACGUUCCAGAAGAGCGCGAGAAAUGGCUCAGGGAUUACCUUGAGAACGUCGAAGCCGCCUCUGGAUCCCAGACCAUCCACAACAUCCGCCCAAGUCGAUAA
Molecule: messenger RNA, 2235 nt
Organism: Cryptococcus amylolentus CBS 6039
Lineage: Eukaryota; Fungi; Basidiomycota; Tremellomycetes; Tremellales; Cryptococcaceae
Exons: 6
Coding region: 1-2235 (744 amino acids)
Cellular component (GO): nucleus
Molecular function (GO): transcription coregulator activity; RNA polymerase binding
Source: RefSeq, a predicted model, not a curated record